Messenger RNA from Pieris macdunnoughi, 1857 nucleotides. NCBI's taxonomy places the organism in Eukaryota, Metazoa, Arthropoda, Insecta, Lepidoptera, Pieridae. The record is from the annotation of a GenBank genome assembly.
AUGGAUCUAUUUAAUUAUAAUUUAUCUAACUAUUCCUUUCCACACAUUGGUCUCCGUUCACCGAAUUUAACGAACACAACAGUAAGUUUGCAAGAUAACUUCGAAAUAGAUUUGGAAGAUACGAAUUGGAUUUUGACGUCGGCAUUUAUUAUAUUUACUAUGCAAACUGGUUUUGGAAUGUUGGAGUCAGGCUGCGUCUCCAUAAAGAACGAAGCCAACAUCAUGAUGAAGAACCUAGCUGAUAUUUCUCUUGGAGGUCUAACGUACUGGAUCUUCGGCUACGGCCUGUCAUUCGGUCAAGGGGUACUAUCCAACCCAUUCAUUGGAGUCGGAGACUUUCUCGUGGAUCCUCCAGUCGGUGACCCGCUGAUGGGGCCAGUCUUCGCAUCUUUCCUCUUUCAAUUGUCAUUCGCAACCACUGCUACUACUAUUGUUAGUGGGGCAAUGGCAGAAAGAUGCAACUUCAAAGCAUACUGCCUGUUUUCGUUUUUGAACACAAUAGUGUACUGUGUCCCAGCUGGGUGGGUUUGGGGCGAACAUGGAUUCCUUAAUAAGCUGGGAGCUGUUGAUAUAGCUGGUUCUGGACCUGUACAUCUUAUUGGUGGAUCAUCUGCCUUCGCUUCAGCCAUGAUGCUGGGUCCCCGUUUAGGCCGGUACGCGAAGGGUUACGCGCCAUUACCUUUGGGAAACCCGGUCAAUGCCGUCAUGGGAACCUUUGUGCUGUGGUGGGGAUGGCUGGCCUUCAAUUCUGGCAGUACUUAUGGGGUGAGCGGUGCGAAAUGGCAGUACGCGGCGCGGGCUGCAGUUAUGACGAUGAUGGGAUCCUUUGGCGGCGGAUUCUUUGGUUUGUUAUUCACUCUCAUCAAGAACAAGGGUCGUGCUGAAGUGCUGGACCUGAUUAACAGCAUUCUUGGAUCUUUGGUUUCUAUCACAGCUGGAUGUUUUCUAUAUCGCGCAUGGGAGGCACUGCUGAUAGGAAUGAUUGGGGCUCUAAUCGCCUCCUUAAGCGCCACUCUCUUUGACAGACUCCAUGUGGAUGAUCCAGUCGGGGCUUCUGCGGUACAUGGAGCGUGUGGCUUUUGGGGAGUAAUCGCUGUGGGUCUAUUUGCUGAUAACCCGAUACCAAUGGAAACUACUAAUGGAAGAUCUGGAUUGUUUAAAGGUGGCGGUUGGUAUCUCCUCGGAGUGCAAACUUUGACAGCUUUAUGCCUGAUGAUCUGGGCUGGUCUGGUCACUAUGGUACUAUUGUGGCUCAUAGACAAAGUCCUGCCGAUCAGGAUGGACCCGUAUGAAGAGUUAUUAGGCGCUGAUUUGACUGAACAUAGAAUACGUCAUGGUCAGGUCGGUGUUUCAAGAGCUGUAUCAGCAUUACGACCCUUCCACAAGUCCAACAGUAUUGAAGAAGUUAGCGGAAUUGGAGUUAAUACUGGUCACACUAUGAUCAUAGACAAACUUAGUGAGCUAAAGAAGAGACGAAGCAAAAACAACUUAAAACUAUUUACAAACCACGCUUUCGAAGUUGAACCGGGCGAAAAUACAAUAGAAACCGUUUUCAAAAACGGUUUUUUAAAUAAACGACCUGGAAAUCCUGAAAAUGAUUUACAUCGCGCUAUAGACUCUAUGGAAAGUGAGUUAAAUGGCGGGAGACCUGUCAAUGUUAUUAGUAAUACAGCUGCCAAAAACAUUGAAGAUCUAAAAGGGAGAAGAUUCAAGGAAUUCACACCGGAAGAGUUGAGGGAAUGGGGGGAAAUUAAUGCAAAUCAGGAUAGAUUUAGACAUAGAGUAAUUGAACAGAAUUAUAUUGACGAUGUUAGUCGGAGUGGAUUAUCGUCACCGAGUUUCAAAUGGGCCGAAUAA